AGCAGGGUGAGGGGGUGGUGGUAGCCUGGCCUGGGUAAGACUGACAGAGUGGGGAGUAAGGAAGUGGGGGAAGGCAGGAGAGGUUGAUACCUGGUAGAUGGCAGACUUACUUACUUACUUAGGGUGGGAGUAAGGAGACUGAAGGUGUAGGGAGGUGGAGGGCCAGUGGGAUGUGGGGGUGGUCGAGGCCUGAUAGGUGGAAGCCAGGCUGGCAAGCUGAGGUGGGAGUGGAGGGGGGUGGGAAGGGAUUGGAGUGGUUAAGGCCUGAGUGGGAAAGGUUUGCAACAAAAACAAAUUUAAAUACUUACUAUUUUGCAGAGCAAAGUUUCGGCUUUAAAUUAGGGUAGGGAAGACGCCCAAAGAUAACUGCAGAAUGUAGAGAUGUCUCUGGUUUUGAGUUCUGGCUUUCUUAAGAAAGUAUAUCUUUGCUCUACAGACAUGGACCCGUAUGAAGAAGAGCUGCGCUGCUUGCAAGACCCGGUGGAGGAUGAGGAUUGUUACAUUCUUAACGUCCAGUCAAGCAGUGAUGGCGCCAGUGGGUCUUCUGUGGCCAGAGCAGCUCCACAGAGACAGGGCAGUUGCAUCCUGAAUGUCCGGUCAAGACCUGGUAACACCAGUGGGUCUUCUGUGGUCAGAGCAGCUCCGAAGAGACAGGCCACCUCCGUGGUAGUGAUUGACUCUGACUCUGAUAACGAAUGCUACCCCUCUGAGAAGAAAGCUAAGAUACUGAAAACAAACCAUGACGGUAAGGAUAUGGAACGUUAUAAUGUGAAGCCUACCAUCCAGGGACCCCUAAUAGUUAUUAGUGAUGAUGAUGAUGACGAUGACGACAAGAAGAGUAAUGAUUUUGAAGUUCACAGCAAUAAGAGUAAUGAUUCAGAAGUUCCCAAAGACAAGAGUGAUGAUUCAGAAGUUCCCAAAGACAAGAGUGAUGAUUCAGAAAUUCCCAAAGACAAGAGUGAUGAUUCAGAAGUUCCCAAAGACAAGAGUGAUGAUUCAGAAGUUCCCAAAGACAAGAGUGAUGAUUCAGAUGUUCCCAAAAGUGACAGUCAUGAUUCGGAUGUUCCCGAUGACGACGACAAUCAUGAUUCGGAUGUUCCCGAUGACGACGACAGUCAUGAUUCGGAUGUUCCCGAUGACGACGACAGUCAUGAUUCGGAUGUUCCCGAUGACGACGACAGUCAUGAUUCGGAUGUUCCCGAUGACGAUCAUGAUUCGGAUGUUCCUGACGAUGACGAUGGUCACGAUUCGGAUGUUCCCGAUGAAGACAGUAAUGAUUCGGAUGUUCCCAAUGACAGCAAUGAUUGGGAAGUUCCUGACAACAAUAGUGAUGAUUUGGAAGUUCCUGUGCCAGCAGAAGAAGAUUUGUGUGAUGAAAGCCAAAUUGCCUCAGAUGAAGAAGAGCUGGAUGAGGCUGGUGAGCAGGAUCUUGGUGAGAAUUUCUGCGGUCCACUGAGUGAUCCUGAGGCUAACCUGGAGGUUUCAAAGAGAAAGCUGCCAACUGAGGUGGAGCCUGCACCUGGGGUGGAACAGUCAGGGAAAAGGAAAGCAAAAAGCGAAACUAUCGUGGAGCCACUAAAGCAACGGAAGGCAAAAACUGAAAGUAUUGUGGAGCCACUGAGGAAGAGGAAGGCAAAAACCAAAAAUGUACCUGUGACACCUGCUGAUAAAGGACAUAAGAAGUGUGGGCAUUCAAAGAAGAAACCCGGUGCAGCAAAAGUUGAAAAUCGCAAGACUAGGACUUGUAAGUGCAAAGUCCAUGGAAGUUUCCUGCAUGGCCUUGGAAAGUCAAAGAAAUACUCUGGAAAAAAUUUAGAGCAAAAUAAGGAUGAACUGUUUCAGAGAAUCUACGACCUGUUUAACACAACCGACUGUGAUAAAAAGCUGCAAGAGAAACGACGGAUUGCCUGGAAUAACAAGAUGCUGAAAACUCCUGGCCCAUGCAGCACUGGUGAGAUGCCGUACCAAAACAGGCAGUGCUUUGCCGAGAUCCAGAUUGGCAUGAAAAUCUCAGCAAAGAUCCAGAUUGGCAUGCAGCUAUCUACAGAUCAAAUCCAGGAUACCUUGAUGCAUGAAAUAUGCCAUGCUGUUUCCUGGCAUGGUUUCCGUCAUUGUUAUGGUGACACGUGGAAGUAUUAUGCCAGGAAAUCCAACAGGGUGCACCUGGAGCUGCCCAAGGCCACCUGUUGCCAUAGCUAUAAGAUUACCUUCAAGGUCCAUUAUGAAUGUACUAAGUGCAAAACCAGAAUUGGCCGCUACACCAAAUCAUUGGAUACCAGGUGUUUCAUCUAUGUCAAGUUCAAGGCGUCUCUGGUCAUGGUGCCGUUAACUUGGAAAGAUGGGACCCACAUUGUGCCCCACGUGCGACCAUUUGCUGUGUAUAUACAGAAGUAUUAUAGAAAAAUUCUGCAGGAGAUGGGUGGGAUUAGCCACAGGGAUGUGAUGAAAACAUUUGGUAGGAAUUUCAAGGUGAUAAAGAAUUUUUUUUUUUUUUUUAAAUAUGGGGUUUUACCAUGUUGGUCAGGCUGGUCUUGAACUCCCAACCUCAGGUGAUCCGCCCACCUUGGCUUCCAAAGUGCUUGGAUUACAGGCGUGAGCCACCACGCCCGGCCAAUAAAGAAUUCUUAAGGUUAUCUGAGGGUAUAUUCAUGUGAGCUAUAUAUGUUUUUGUUUUUUGCAGUUGUCUGUCAUCCUACCUACAGACAAGUGAGCUACAUUUUUUACUGUUAAGAAGUUUUAGAAAACUUUGUUUUUGUGAAGUUAGGAAUAUUAUAGAAUUUAGGUACUGUUAAGUAAGUAAUAUUAGAAUUUAAGAUUCAUGUUAUUAAUGAUAAUUGAUCUUAACCAGGGGCUCUAUUGCUAACCACUCUGUGCCCUUGACAGGGAAGAUCUGAAGCCUUUGGGAUCUACCUUGGGUCUUUUUUCAGCUCCAUAGUUUUCACAUGUAAGACAAAAUGCAAAAGAAAAGUGAGUUUUCAAGAGUGGCAGGUGGAGAGAAAGGAGAAUGCUGGAAUGAGGACAAGUUUUAGUGGUAACACUUAAACACCAGAGCUACUGUGACAUCUACAUAGACAGAGGAAAGACACUUUGGCUCCAUAGUUUUCACAUGUAGGACAAAAUGCACAAGAAAAAUGAGGUUUUGAGAGUGGCAGGUUGAGAGAAAGAGGAGAAUGCUUGAAAGAGGACAAAUUACUUAGAGGCAGCACUUAAAACACCAGGGCUACUGUGACAUCUAUGUAGACAGGAAAGACAAACGUGUUUCAUAAAUGUUUCUGAUGACGUUGAUUGAAACUAUCUGAGCCAUGUAAUCAAAAAAUAAAAGUUGUAUGCAUCUCA
This is a messenger RNA of Sapajus apella (tufted capuchin), 3336 nucleotides long. RefSeq names its product germ cell nuclear acidic peptidase (gene GCNA). The record is from RefSeq and is a predicted model, not a curated record. NCBI's taxonomy places the organism in Eukaryota, Metazoa, Chordata, Mammalia, Primates, Cebidae. Gene Ontology annotation, cellular component: nucleus.